UGCUGAGAUCAGCCUUGCCGGAGUCUGGAGGCAGGGGGACCAGAGCACAGGUGUGCACGGGGAGGACGCCUCACCUAGGGAGCAGGUGGCAGGAUGCGUGGCAAGGACGAUGAGUAUGAUUAUCUCUUCAAAGUGGUGCUGAUCGGGGACUCUGGCGUAGGGAAGAGCAACCUCCUCUCACGCUUCACCCGCAAUGAGUUCAACCUGGAGAGCAAGAGCACCAUUGGGGUGGAGUUUGCCACCCGGAGCAUCCAGGUGGACAACAAGACUGUGAAGGCUCAGAUCUGGGACACAGCGGGCCAAGAGCGUUACCGCGCCAUCACCUCAGCCUAUUAUCGGGGGGCGGUGGGGGCCCUCCUGGUCUACGACAUUGCCAAGUACCUGACCUAUGAGAACGCCGAGCGCUGGCUGAAGGAGCUGCAGGACCACGCCGACGCCAACAUCGUCAUCAUGCUGGUGGGCAACAAGAGCGACCUGCGACAUCUCCGUGCCGUGCCCACCGAUGAGGCCAAGAGCUUUGCAGAGAAGAACGGCCUGUCCUUCAUCGAGACGUCUGCCCUGGACUCCACCAAUGUGGAGACAGCCUUCCACAGCAUCCUGGCAGAAAUCUACCGCAUCGUGUCGCAGAGGCAGAUGACUGGGCAGCAGGAGCCAGAGUUUGGGUCCAGCACGGCCAUUGACCCUAUCAAAGUCCUGCCCACUCACCAGGAGGGGAAACAGGCUCCCUGCUGCCAGAACAUAUGAUCCUGACUGGAGGCACCAGAGGCAGACGGACCCCUGUCAUCGUCCCCCACCAGGGCUGCUUCCAUGUGUGUGGGGCAGUGUUGGAGCAUGUCUUAUAUAAGAUCCUGUCAUUUCCCUGUCUCGUGUUCCCUCCUGCAACUCAUGGACUGCUGUAUUUAAUGUAACUCCUCUAUAAACAUAACUGGGCCACAGCCGUUUCCUUGGGGAGACGGGUGUUCUCGAUUUGAGAUCAUCAUUUCCUCUGGUAUCACGUCCCUCUCUUCCCACAUGCUAUCGGACGUAUGUUUAUAUAGGGCCUAUUCUAAUGGGAGGAGACACAUUGUGGGUAUCUCCUCUUUGCCCCUACCUCUUCUUUUUAAAAAAACAAACAAAAACAAAAACAAAAAAACUCUUUCAGAUCCCUGAUCACCUAGGGCGUGUGUAUGUGGUUCACCCAAGACUCAAAGGGGCCUGACGGCCCAACCCUGCAGGUGUGGCUGCUAGGUAGGCUCGCUAGACCAGUCUGAUUAGGACACGAGAGAGUCUAUUGUGGAUCACCAAGCCGUUCUGUCUGCAGUGAGGUGGCUGGACGCAGAGUGCAGUUACACUCAUCUUAAUCCAGAGUGACUCUGCUGAAAGCCAGGGGCUGAGCCUCGCUGAUCUCAGGAGACGUUAAGACCCGAGCCCAGAUUGGCUGACGAUUUUCUGAGCCUUCCUGAGUCCGGCUAGAUUUGAGUUCUGGUGGCGUUCACUCUGGAUUUACUCCAGUAUCAAUGGGGUCGGAAUCCCUGCCUUUUGUUGCUUCCCAGAGAGAAGGCGCAGGCUGAGCACUGACAUGGUGAGUGACUAGUGGUUUGCGGUGCCUCCGUUUCGGGCACCCACAUCUCACCGUUUUGGUCCCUAGAGCGGGAUUUCCAGAGGGACUGAUCAUUGACUCCCAUUGGCUUCACCCAGCGCGGUGGGUGCUCAGUGUCUCCGUCACAUCCUCGAGAGCUGAGGGCGCAACCCAGAGGCAGGGGUGCUAUUUGCUGUCAAAGAAAGAACUUGAUGCUCUUUCUGCUCCAGCUGGGUAGCUGCAGGCUUGGGAUCUUCAACUGGUGUCAGUUCAUUGCUGCAACCAAAGUUUUGCUCUCUUCAGCAUUGAUCCUACUAAAAUUGCCCAGUGCGGUCUCGCCCACCUGGAGAUUAGCCCCUGCUCAGCCUUUGGUGUAGUCACAGCUAUAUUCAGCCGUACGUGGAGACAAGGGCAAGCCAGGGGCUGCUGGUUAGUUUAAGCAGUGAUAACUCCUGCGUGCCCUUGUCUGGAUCCAGUCUUGGAAGCUCAUUCCUGGUUGAGCUAAGAAUGCAGAAGGUCCGGGCAAGCUUCCCCAGUGCUCUGUCCUGGAGGGACCUGGGCUGAGAAGGGAGUUUGGGCUGUUGAGUCUGUAUGGUCAUUAGCCUGUCUGCUGGGGCCACAACCAAUGAUGAGCAGGAAGCAGGGGUAACUGGUGGUGGCUUAUUCCCCCUCCUUUGUCUGCUGUGGUUGUAUUGGGUGCAGCGCUGAGCCUGCCCCACCCCCCCAACCUGUGUAAAUAUCAUGGAGCCUUUUAACAUCUGCUCUUGACUGCGGCUUGGUUUUU
Chelonoidis abingdonii (Abingdon island giant tortoise) is the source of this 2342-nucleotide messenger RNA. RefSeq names its product ras-related protein Rab-11A-like. The record is from RefSeq and is a predicted model, not a curated record. Gene Ontology annotation, molecular function: GTPase activity; GTP binding. NCBI's taxonomy places the organism in Eukaryota, Metazoa, Chordata, Testudines, Testudinidae.